This is a messenger RNA of Ceraceosorus bombacis, 289 nucleotides long. The record is from the annotation of a GenBank genome assembly. NCBI's taxonomy places the organism in Eukaryota, Fungi, Basidiomycota, Exobasidiomycetes, Ceraceosorales, Ceraceosoraceae.
AUGUCGCGCAAGCUUGGAGUCCAUGAUCUUACGGUGCAGGCAGGGCGCGGCGCGCUUUUGUCUCGAAGGGGAGUGGUCAGCGCUGCUCUGGGACAACAGCUCUUCCUCGACCGCCGAAGCAUCAUCUUCGUCGCUGAGAGUAAGUUCAGUGUCAGAGCUGCCGCCGAUGCACACGACUGGCCUCGUCGACUGGGGAGGUGCAGCUGAAGCAGAGGGCGUAGGAGAUGCUUGGCGCUCCGGCGACGAGGCGCCAUGCUGGGCAGCCACUGCUAGUUCGGCGAUGUGCUGA